AGUUUUUAUUUUAAUGGAAUUGCGUAAAGCGUGUAGCGUGUAAUGGACAUGUUCCAUUAAAAUGUGAAGAAGUAAUUAGAAAAGGACACCAACAUAAUGUUUCAAUCAUUUACAUAUCUCCCCCGCCACCCCACCGAAAGCGUGCAAGAAUCUCGAUUAAAUAACCAAUGGGAUUGAGGAAGAGCUGAAGAGCAAGUCAACGAUAUUAUUUUAUCGUGUAUGUGUGCGUGGUAUUUUUUGACGAGCGAGUUGCGUUUGAACGAGGCAUCAUCAAUGAACGAACCGCCGUGGUCGAGUCGAGUGAAUUAUCAAGUUACUGGCUGGACGUGAUAUUGUGACUAGCCCGAUACGCUUUUGUAAACGAAAAUCGUUUAAUCGAUAAGUAAUUUUGUUUCAUUAUAAUAAUCUAAACUUUCGAGUUUUGUGUUUAAGUCAAGCAGUGUGAACGAUUUUGUAACUAAUCGUCUGCUCCUAAUGCGGAAUACAAUAAUGGCAGUGUACUAGUGUAUUUUACUAUCUUAACAUUUUAGGAGCCAUUUACACAUGGCGAGAAGUCACGUAGACUUUUACUCGGAUUGAAAUGUUUUAUGUACUUUCAUAAAAGACUUAUUUUGAGAUCUACAUAAGCGUGGCUUUCACGUCGAUAGUGAAAAUGGAUAGCAAGAAUAUACAAAAAAAUGCCAUGCACAAAAGUGCAGAAUUUACUUUCACUCCACCUCCUGAAGCACCCGUGUUUGAACCGACGCCCGAAGAGUUUUUAGAUCCCCUCGGAUACAUAGCAAAAAUUCGUCCAGUUGCGGAGAGAACAGGCAUCUGCAAAAUAAAGCCUCCAUCACGCUGGCAGCCACCUUUUUCACUAGAUGUGGACAAAUUAAAAUUUGUUCCUAGGAUACAAAAAGUUAACGAGUUAGAAGCUAUAACACGCCUCAAACUAAUAUUCCUCGAGAAAAUUUUAAAGUUUUGGGAACUUCAAGGAUCUCCUUUAAAAAUUCCUAUGAUUGAAAACAAAUCAUUAGAUUUGUAUUGUCUAAAAUUUUGGGUCGAUGAAGAGGGCGGCUUUGAGGCAUGUAACAAUCCAAAAAAAUGGCGUAAAAUUGCUAACGCCAUGGGGUACAGUUUUCAUGCUAAUACAUUGGCAUUUUUAAAAAGCAAUUAUGAAAAAAUUUUGCUUCCUUAUGAAAUAUUUGAGAAAAGCAAAGCAGACAUAAUGAAAACUGUUAAAAAGACUGAACCCAAAAUUGAAAUAAAAGAAGAUGAAAUAGGUAAGCCUCAAAUAACAGAAGUACCAAUAGAAACAAUAACAAAAGUUAAAAUAGAGUAUGAUUUUAAGGAAGAGAAACCUCACACAAGUAUCAAAAAAACAAAGACAGGAUCUGAUAUUAAACAGGAUGUGGACAGCUCCAAGACUAAAUCAGAUAUUGAAAAAGCUACAUCAAACAGAGAACUCAGAAGGUUAGCUUGUUAUGGACCUGGACCAAAAAUGCCUGGGUUAAAUGAUGAAGAAUUUGAUAUUACAAAAUCUAGGAAGAGACCUCGUUAUGAUCUUGAUCCACUAGCAGUGUAUCAGUGUGCUAUUUGCCAGAAAGAUAAUAGAGAUGAUUUGCUUUUAAUUUGUAAUGGAUGUUCUGAUACCUAUCAUACAUUUUGUUUGAGGCCACCACUGAAUGCCGUGCCAGAUGGAGAUUGGCGUUGCCCUUGUUGUAUUGCUGAGGAAGUUCACAAGCCUGCAGAGGCAUUUGGGUUUGCCCAGGCAGAAAGAGAAUAUACUUUGCAACAGUUUGGGGAAAUGGCAGACAAAUUUAAAUCUGAUUACUUUGCCAUGUCUGGACAUCUAGUGCCAACAACAGUUGCGGAGAAAGAAUUUUGGAGAAUUAUUUCUUCAGUGGAAGAAGAUGUUACUGUAGAGUAUGGCGCAGAUUUACAUUCCAUGGACCAUGGGUCAGGAUUUCCUACAAAAUCAUCAAUUAAUCUUUAUCCUGGUGAUCAAGAAUAUGUGGAUUCGGGGUGGAAUCUAAAUAAUUUACCUGUUCUGGAUGGCUCUGUAUUAAGAUUUAUAAAUGCAGAUAUAUCUGGUAUGACUGUACCAUGGAUGUAUGUUGGAAUGUGCUUUUCUGCAUUUUGUUGGCAUAAUGAAGAUCAUUGGAGCUACUCUAUUAAUUAUUUGCAUUGGGGUGAGGCUAAAACAUGGUAUGGAGUGCCAGGCAGUGGUGCAGAGUUAUUGGAAACGGCCAUGAAGGCAGCAGCUCCUGAACUUUUUAAAUCACAACCUGAUUUGUUACACCAGCUAGUAACUAUUAUGAAUCCAAAUAUCUUAAUGGCUGCUGGUGUACCAAUUUAUAGAACUGAUCAACAUGCUGGAGAGUUUGUCGUCACUUUUCCCAGAGCAUAUCAUGCAGGCUUUAAUCAAGGAUAUAACUUUGCAGAAGCAGUCAAUUUUGCACCUCCUGACUGGCUUAAGAUUGGACGUGAGUGUAUCACACAUUACAAAAAUCUCAAGCGUUUCUGUGUCUUUUCUCAUGAUGAACUUAUUUGUAAAAUGGCCCUAGAGGGAGAUCGGCUAGACUUGGAAACAGCUUUGGAAACACAAAAAGAAUUAGUUAAGGCUACAGCAGAAGAAGGUUCACUGAGAGCUAAAAUGUUGAAAAAAGGUCUUACAAGAACACAUAGAACUGCAUUUGAGUUGUUAGGUGACGAUGAAAGGCUAUGUGAAGUGUGUAAAACAACAUGUUUCCUAUCUUCUAUAUCAUGCAUAGAUUGUAAGCAUAUGGUAUGUUUGCAACAUGCAGAUGAUUUAUGUAAAUGCCCUAUGGAGAAAAAGACAUUAAACUUCCGUUAUGAUAUGGAUGAAUUACAUAUAAUGUUGCAAACUAUAGAUUUUAGAGUCAAUAGUUUUGACAAGUGGAUGACUGAAACAAAGAACAUACUACUUCCUACUGCUCCUGACAUUGGCCGGUUACAGAAACUGAAGAUGUUAAUAGAUGAAGCCGAGGAACUUAAAAUACCAAAGUGUGCUUUAUUAGCACAACUAAAGGAUGAGUAUACAAAGGCAACAGAAAAUGUUGAACCAAUUGUCAUAGAACUAGAUGAUGAUUGAAUUAGAAGUUUUUAGUACAAACUUACUCCCUUGUUAAUUAAAAAUGUAAGCCGGAUUAAUUAUAUCCUAUGUCAUUAUCACACUAUUGAUCACAUUAAGGCAGCUUUAAAUAUAUAGUGGAUAGAUUAUUAUAUGAUUUAAAUAUCCUGAUAUUUGUUUUAUCUUUUUACUUUAUAACUAAAGCAACAUUUUCAAGCUUAUUAACAACUCAAUAUACUGUAUAUUUUAAAGCAUUGAAAAUGAAUGAUCAUUCUUAAUUUAUAUAGAGUAUUUCUAUGAAUAUAAUGUAUAUUUGAGACAUGUGAUUAGGGUGUUUAAUUAUUCUGUAAAUAUUACAAUCUUUUCAAUUUCUUGUCAUGUUUAAGUAGGCACAUCAUAUUAUAUUAGUGAUUUCCCACCGUAUCAUAAUAAAUAAGAUUGAAAUAUUUUUAAGUUAUCAACUGAUGGUUAUUUUCUUUUUGUACUAAUUAUUGAUAUUUUGAAAGAUAAAUAAUCAAUUUGUGGAGACUAUGGCAAUACACAAUGUUCAAGUUCAGUUUUGUUAAAAUAUCUAAAUUCUCA
Messenger RNA from Spodoptera exigua (beet armyworm), 3655 nucleotides. The record is from the annotation of a GenBank genome assembly. NCBI's taxonomy places the organism in Eukaryota, Metazoa, Arthropoda, Insecta, Lepidoptera, Noctuidae.